AAAGAUUUCAGAAUAAAGUAAACUCUCACUGAGUGAAGACCAACACAACCGCUCAAACUAAUUUCAAUUGCAUACGAGCGCUUCUGCUUCCAGUUAUUCUUAUAUAAUGAAAGACACAACAUUCCAUACUGCGCCACUGUGGCUGACCACAGAAUAUCUCGAGCCAAUUUUACGCAAAUACAAACAGGAUGAAGGACUCACCAUUACAAAUCUUGAUAUUAAACCGGCAACGGCAAAGGGUGAAAACUAUGCCAGUGUGAUGACGCGCAUUGGUGUCGGCUUUCAGCUAAGCAACAAAGAAACCGAAUAUGGUUCAUAUAUUGUGAAAACUUCGCACGAGAGUGAUCCUUUUACGUCCGGCAUUAUAAGCAAAUACGAUAUUUAUAGAACGGAGAUGUUGAUGUACGAGCGAAUUCUGCCAAAACUCACUGAGUUGCUAAAGGAAAUCGGUGAUACGGACAAACUCUUCGCCAACACCAUUCAUGUGGACUACGAGCACUCAGCCAUAAUCUUCGAAGACUUGGCGGUGCUUGAAUUCGUCAUACCCGAUCGCCUGACUGGCAUGAAUGAGGCACAAACUAUGUUGACGUUGAAGAAAUUGGCCAAAAUGCACGCCACAGCCGCCGUGCUGAACGAGCGUAUGCCCGGCAUUUUGAAUAAAUUGCAGCGUGGAAUCUUCAAUCGUAAAACAAAUGGGUUUGCGCCAUAUUUCGAGGGUAUUUUGGAUGCUUGUGGCGACUUUGCCGAAAAAUCGACAGCUUUGGGCUCGUAUUAUAAGCACAAACUGCUGAAACUGAAGCCGCAUGCUAUGGAAUAUGGAGCGCGCGCUACUGAGCCGCAGACUGGACAUUUUCUAACACUAACACAUGGCGAUUUGUGGACAAAUAACGUGAUGUUAAGGUAUAGCGGUAGAGGUGACGAACCGACGAAGAGUGGCAAGACAAUCAAGGACAUUCUGUUGAUUGACUUUCAAUUCAGCGCGUGGACCUCACCGGCUGUCGAUCUGCAUUACUUUUUCCACACAUCGCUGCCAUUGGAGUUUAAAUUGCAUCGUGAAGAUGAGUUCAUCCAAUAUUAUCAUGGCUUUUUAGCGGAUACGUUGCGUCAACUUAACUACGGUGGGCACAUUCCCACUUUGCACGAGUUGUGUGUGCAAAUGGAGUCACGCCGAUUCUAUGCUGUGCUCUCGUCACUAGGAUGUCAGGCUUUACUCAUUAAUGACAAAACCGAUGAAGCCGAGUUUAGCGCCUUUAUGGGAGAUGGCGAACGCUCGCGGAAUUUUCGCAAUCUGUUGUACACAAACAAGAGGACCCAAGAAAGCACCGUAGCCUUUUUACCUUACUUCGAUCGCAGGGGAUUGCUAGAUGAGAUCCAAUAGUAACAAAUGCGUGUAAAUGAUUUGCAUUUACUUAUACAUAUGCAACUAAAAUAAUGUGAUAUGAAUUUCUUGUAGUAUUUACGCAAUCCACCUAAGCGUGUCUGUACUAUAUGUGUUGUACAAAAUGCUUGUUGGUGUAAAAUAGAGAGCAAACUGUAAUAAAAGUCGAUUUUAGUUAGGAUAAGGUAAAUCCAAUA
Anastrepha ludens (Mexican fruit fly) is the source of this 1575-nucleotide messenger RNA. RefSeq lists its product as uncharacterized. The transcript is spliced from 2 exons. Bases 107 to 1378 code for a protein of 423 amino acids. The record is from RefSeq and is a predicted model, not a curated record. Lineage: Eukaryota; Metazoa; Arthropoda; Insecta; Diptera; Tephritidae.